This is a messenger RNA of Carassius gibelio (silver crucian carp), 2626 nucleotides long. RefSeq names its product pleckstrin homology domain-containing family S member 1-like. The coding region runs from base 805 to 1938 and encodes 377 amino acids. The record is from RefSeq and is a predicted model, not a curated record. Lineage: Eukaryota; Metazoa; Chordata; Actinopteri; Cypriniformes; Cyprinidae. The transcript has 12 exons.
CAUACAAGUGUAUAUAAAUAAACUGAAAUCAUCAAGAGAACCAAAGCCUGGGGAAUCAAAAGUGCAUGUGCACGGAAAAUAAAUAUGCAACAAAAGCAUAAAAAACACAAAUAAAAAGCAUACAAAUCUAGAAUCCAAAAAAAAACUGAAAUGGUGUUUAGUCUAUGAGUGUAUAUGUGUACUAAUUCAGUCACAGCUAACAGUAAUUUAUUUUUGUAGUAGGAUGUUUUCCACAAUAACUUAAUGGCAUGAACUUGUUUGUCUGGUAAGUUCUCCAAAGGAAUGACAAAGUCAUAGGGGAGGAACUUAAACAUGAUCUCACAUAAAAUCAGAAACAACUCCAGCAUAACACUCCGUAAGAGACAACGGAUCUUUAGUUUCCUCCUAUACUUAAAUCAUAUCAUACAUGUUGUGAGGACUCUUCAGAGGACUGAGAUUUUACUGUGACACAAGGUAAACUAAUAAUACUAUAGAUUAUGGCUACUGAUUGCAUGAUUACGCUUUGUGAUGCUUGUAACACAUAGAGAAAUAAUGUUAAUACUAUUCAUCUGAGAGAAAUAAAAGAAAGUUUAAACAUUAUGUCUUUUCUGAAAUAUGGCGGAGGGUUCAUUACCAUUACACUGUAAUUAAUCUUGUGCUGCUGACAUUGACACAGCACUGAAUAUUAAUUUACAAAAGCAUACAUCGCUGUUGUUUACUUCUGUUUAUCUGAUAUAGCUGAUAUAUAUCAGUGGCUUACAGUAAAAAGAAAAAAAAUGUAAACAUGUUACAUCUAUUUUAGAACUUAAAGCAAACAACAUCAGGAUGUCCAACAACAAGAAAUCUUCAACGGCUACAACAUUUUACAGUGAACCAGCAGUGGAGGAACUGUACACUGGAUACCUGGUCAAGUCCCCACCUCUGACCCUGACUAAAAACACUAAAUCAUGGAAGAAUCGUUUCUUUGUGCUCUCCAAGAUCGGUGAAAACACCUUCCAGCUGACAUAUCAUGCAGACGAAAAGAGAGACAAACCCUUGGGAGUGAUAGACAUUUCUAAGAUCAGCUUGCUGUUCAUUAGCCCUGAGACACAUCAGAAGUGGGACUGGGUCAAGAAACAAGCAAAGGGCUCUCCAUCCUCUGUGCUGUUCUUGAAAGUGGAAGACGAGAAACAAUCUAGAGAAUAUUUCCUCAUUGGAAAAGACCGUGCUGAUGUGGAUGGUUGGCUCAAUGCAUUAUUCAAGGCGAUGAAGACCCAGAAAUCACAAAAUAAACUACAACACACAGAUGAUAGUCAGGACAAGAGAUCUAGAUCAAUUACUCUACCUGCAGACCUUUCAGAACCAAACGGUGAAGAUCAGGCUGAUAACAGACGGUCAGCAUUUGAAUUAACUUCUCUGCCACAAAACGAUCAUUAUGACUAUCCCCGCAAGCUGAGCGAACCUCCAAUACCAGUAACACGCAAGAUUCCAGUUAUUAAGGAAAAAGAUGAGAAGGAAGGGAAGCAGGAUGAACAUCCAGAGGAUAACAGUGAAUACAUGACCAUGGGAUCAGUGCAAAGGAUGAAAGAUGACCAACAGGAGGAUGACAAAGCAUGCAAAGAGAAAAGUGAAGUUCUCAGGCAUUCUAAUCAGUCUUUCGUUGUCUACACUGAAAACUGUGGCUCAACCGAGUCAAACAACAGUGAAUCGGAAACAAAUGUUGAGAAGGAGGUCAUCGGUAGUCAAAAUGGUGUGACAAACAAUCUGUUCUUGGCACAAGGCGGCAAACCAUGUUUAAAGGGGAAUCAGAGCCUGCCCCCAGACACAGUACAAGCGAUUCAGAACUGUAUAAAAACACUAACCAAAAAGGAGGCAAAACUCUUAAUUCAACGGCUUCCAGACCUCACUCUGAAACCUGCCCAACACACUGAGGACACAAAACAAAGGCUAAUGCAAAAUCUCUUUUCACCAUCGAAAUAAUGGAAAUGUUGUACAUGUCUAAUUUAAGGGUCACAGGGUCUAUGGGACAUUAAAGCUCAUUCUUUUAUGUCUUAUGUACAUAAAAUUAAAUAUGUGCCCUAGUAAAAAGAAAAGAAAAAAGUACUAUUUAAAAUACAUUUAUUUCAUACUAAGUAUAGCAUAUUUACUGACAUAGUAUUUGAGACUUACUGAUUUAAAAAAUAAUUAUGAUGAAACUUUAUUUGGAGUACUACUUGUGCACAAUGCACAUUUCUUAAUAUUAAGCCUAAAAAUGUGUUUUAAUGCCACUAUUGACAAAUAAUAUCAGACUUUAAAUGCAAGAUAUUUAAGGUGUACCACUUUAGCACAAUCAAAUAUACUUCAGUAUAUCUGCACAAUUAAAGUGCAUUAAGCACAAAAUUAGUUCUUCCAAUUUCGCAGACUUUGAGUAUACCAGUUUACCCUACCAAAAACUGCAGCGUAUUUUUAUGAAAUAUUUGUAGUAUACUUAGCAUGAAAUAAAUGUAUUUCUAAUACAUUUUAGUAUAUUUCCUUUACACUAGGGUGGUAGUGGGUACUGUAUAUAUUUGUUUGUUUGAAGAACAAGCGUCAAGUAUUACUUAAAAUGUAGGAUGAGAGAUAACCCACAGUGAAAAACAGUAGUAAGCUUAUUUUAUAUAUAGAUUAAUUAUGUUUUAGAAAGCAUGCA